This is a messenger RNA of Owenia fusiformis, 1698 nucleotides long. NCBI's taxonomy places the organism in Eukaryota, Metazoa, Annelida, Polychaeta, Sabellida, Oweniidae. The record is from the annotation of a GenBank genome assembly.
AUGGCAACAAAACAGUUACAUGUCAUUUUCAUUUGCAGGACACAAUGGGGAAACACUGCUGGGUACUCAGUAGUAUAGGAUUUGUUCUUGCCGUUCUAGUUCAGAGAACGUUUGGAGUUGCACCGAUUGUAACAACAGAUGACUUUGCGGUAGCAUGCGGAACUGAAGGCCCGGGGAACAUUUACGGACCGAUAGAGGUCACGCUUACUGUCCCGGAUGCAGCAACCGUCGAGAACUACACAGUAUAUGUUUUCACUGACAGUCCAUCGUCAGAUUGUGAGUUUAAUAAAGACUCAACAACGACUUCAAUUGCAAACCCUUCAGUCUCGUUCACUAGUUCGUUCUCUUACUAUUGGGAUGCAGAAUCACUGCCUGGUCCUUCUUACCCCAGCGAAGGCGUCUGUGGUGUUGAAGCAGUAAAUUCUUCACACGUCACCAUGAAAGUGAUGGUUGUCGAGGGGGUAUUGUUUACAGCGGAGGAUAAGGUCUUUAAUAUUGUUUGUGAAUACCAACCAGCAUCCACUGGUAUAGCCAGCGUAAAAGUCGACAACGAGCCUUUGGAAUCAACUGACAAUAUCGAGGCGACGGGUACGCCAAAUGUCCUCGAUCGAAACUACGCGCUAACUAUGCAUACUGAUGCAAGUGGAGAUACAGUUGCAUCUCCUAUUAUCAUAGGAACUCAUGUUAACCUUAGAGUAACGAUGGCUGGGGCAGAUGGAGGAGAAGGAGCAGAUGGUGAUGAAAAUGCGAUCCGUGUAGAUUCUUGUAUCGCCACCGAUGAUGCCGUUACAAAUACCGUAAAUCUUAUUACUAACAGAUGCCGUGACCUAAGUACCGAGGUCAUCUGGAAACAUAACUACAAUGCCCGAGACAGAAUCGGAUUUUUCACUGAUAAUACAGGAGAACUAUCGGAGUCGCCUGCCUUUGAGAUGUUCGCUAUUACUGGCGGAAAUGCCAAGAAUAUUGUUUCAUUUACUUGCGAUGUCGAAGUAUGUAGAGACUUGGCUGAUUGUCAAGGGGAUAACUGUCCGAGUAAGAGACGUAAACGUGACUUUUUACAUCUGACUGGCGUCGACAGAUAUAGACGUAGUAGUGCAACGACUGGUCACGUGUUUCUCUCUACGUCAGUUAUGAUACACGAUGGUGCUGAUGGAAAGGACCCACAGUCGGUUUCUUCUGUUGCAAGUGUUUCAACGCAUUCGCUGUUAGCUUUGAUAUCAGGAAUGGUCAUUGGGACUAUAUGGUCGAGUAUGAAAUAGACCAACUGGUCUAGGAACUUAAUAAAACACGUGUCCAUGCUGUGUACACCCGAUAUAGAGACAAAAUCAAAACAUAUGUAAAUAGUAGUUAUGGUUACUAUUUACAAUUUACAAUUCUAUUUUGUCAUCACAAACUAGACAUUAAAGUUAAAGAAGACUGUACCCUCAGUCUCGAUAUUGCUCAUUUUAACUUAAUCAUUAAAUUAGAGGUUUUGAUCACAAAUGAGACCUUAAAGAAAACCAUACUAUCCCGAUAUUGCUUGGGGCUUUUAGGGUACAACAAUAGACAUGUAUCGGCACAAAAAUGCCGAUUAAGAUUGAUCUGUAAAUCGAUUUUUAAGGAAUGUACUGUAUCUUAAACAUCAUUCUGUGCAAAAUUAAUAUUAGUCCAAAAUAUACUUGUUAUCAUAUACAUGUAGUUUACCUUGUCGAUUCGUAU